AUGGAUUCAAAUAAAGAGAGAAUCGAGGACUUGGCUUCUUUGUUCUUGCCAGAUCUUUUACGCCCUUCAACAGUCAAUUCGUCACCUUCAAAUGCUACUAGUCCCCAUGCAUCUAAAUCUGAAGACUACGAUAUGGGUUCAGUAUUUUUGAAAGACUCAAAACUUACCAACGCUCCGAGCAAUUCAGGAUUACCAAGCAGUUUUCAAGAGUUUUUAAGUAAUAACAAUUUUAUCAAUAGAUCAAACGAUAUGGAAGAUGGCCAAGAAGAAAGAUCACAGCAACAACCACAACAGUAUUCACAUCAUUAUAAUGGGUAUAUGCCUUUUGAGAUGAACCCAUCUGUAUCACAACACAUGAUGAGUUACAACCCAGGUAUGCAACUGAUGUUCCAACAACCCAAUAAUCCCCAGCAACAAAGUUUUCUUUCUUCAACACUUCCUGGACAACAACAAAUGGUGUCUAACUUCCCAAGAACUGGUUCUUAUGCAAAAUAUCCUGGUGAGUAUGAUGAAUGGUUUGCCAGUACGAAUAGUAGCAUUACCAAUUUAAAUGGUCUAUAUCAGCAACAGUUGUUGCAGCUGCAAGCUUUACAACAACCACAGCCAAUGCCACAACCACAGAAUGGAGCCAAGGAUACACGUAUGGAUACCCAAAGUGGCUCAUCGACUCCAAAGAGGAAAAAAGCCAAGAGUAGAAAACGAGACGUAAAAAAUCUCGAGGUUCAAAUCGACUACAAACCUAGUAAAUUGAAACGAUUACUUGAUCUCAAACAAUCUGGCGCAACGUCUUCAAAUGAUUAUAAAAUAAUAGACAAGGACAAUAAUGAAGUCACUAUUGAUUUCAACGGGUUUUUAAAUGGAAGAUUUCUCACCAACGAUAUUGAUAAUAAUAAUUACAUCUUCACUCAGAAUGAAUCACAGCGUGGCGAAGACGAGCUUCCUAAAACUGUUGUCAACAAAAAAGAGAAUCCUAAAGUUGUGUCAUGCUAUCGACGCAACUAUAUUCAAAUAUCAGCCAAUAUGAGCAUUCGUGGAUUUAAAAAUGAUUCAAAGUUGUUGAAACUACAGACCAGCGAGUAUGGCUACACUACAACUAGAGUGAUUAAAUAUUUCAAAAUAGAGGUGCUGGCAGCAGCUAACAAUUCAAACAGCAAAGGAGUUCCUAUAAUUAUCAAGAACGAGAACAAGGAUAUAGAGAGGGAACGGGAAAAAGAAGCAAGAAAAAUGAGUUUACCUUCCAAUUAUGAAUACAAAGCUGACAAUGUUCUGCCUACAUAUAUCAACACCAACGAAUAUGUCAUAAUAUUGAACGAUGAACCUAUCAGCAAUGGAAUGAUUGACAAGUACUUUGUGGUGAAAAAAUUACAAUUUAAAAAUGCAACACCAAACAACGGGAGUUUGACGUUUCAAAACUAUUACCAUUUAAAAGCCAAGUUGAGUUGUAUUGUUGCUGAUAUUUAUUACGAUGAUUACGAUAUUGAUGUGGCCAAUGAUGGCGGUGGUGGUAACAAUGAAAUAUUGUUGGCUGAACUAGUUAGUGAGCCCAUAAUUGUUCGUGGUCGUAACCCAAGCUUCUACGCUGAAAGAAACGAUAUUCUAAUCAAGGGUCGAUCUGCUAGUUCCAAGUCAUCAUUCAAGAUAGCAGGACAAUCGUCUGAGCUCAAAUUUAGAGCUGCAGCAGAUGCAGAGGAAGAUGAAGACGAUGGAUUCGUUGUGGAGCAUGAAGACGAGCCAGAAGAUGAAGAUGACCAUCACAACCACAGUGAAGGUGAUGUGGCUGGCCAGGAAGACCAACUACCCCACACCCAAAAUGGAACUGGAGAAUCACCAAUCUCAUCUGGCGACGACGACGAAAAAGACAAUACACAAAUACCGCCAUUAUCAUAUUCGACCAACCAGUUGGCUUUGGAUGUCAAGUCUGUCGACAAAUACAAAUAUUAUCCCAUCAACAGCGUAUAUUACCUCCCACCGAUAAACGUGGUAUAUUUUCCCCACAGAGCUCAUCAAUCACAAAAAGACGAUCAAGAACAGACUUCAAUUGUUCAAGAAAACAGAAAGAGUUCCAAUGUUUAUUUCAAAUGA
Messenger RNA from Candida albicans SC5314, 2082 nucleotides. It is a transcript of the gene REP1, whose product is annotated as Rep1p. The transcript has a single exon. The coding region runs from base 1 to 2082 and encodes 693 amino acids. Gene Ontology annotation, biological process: meiotic cell cycle; positive regulation of transcription by RNA polymerase II. Gene Ontology annotation, cellular component: nuclear chromosome. The record is from RefSeq and is a predicted model, not a curated record. Lineage: Eukaryota; Fungi; Ascomycota; Pichiomycetes; Serinales; Debaryomycetaceae. Gene Ontology annotation, molecular function: DNA binding; DNA-binding transcription factor activity.